Molecule: messenger RNA, 1005 nt
Organism: Periconia digitata
Lineage: Eukaryota; Fungi; Ascomycota; Dothideomycetes; Pleosporales; Periconiaceae
Source: the annotation of a GenBank genome assembly
AUGCCGCUCGAAAACAUCAAGAAGAUCAUGCUCGUCCUCUCCGGCAAAGGAGGGGUAGGCAAAUCAAGCGUCACCACCCAACUUGCUCUCACGCUAUCACUACAAGGACAUUCGGUCGGCGUCCUCGACAUAGAUCUUACAGGUCCCUCAAUACCCCGUUUCUUUGGCAUUGAAGAGCAUAAAGUGCGGCAAGCGCCCGGUGGUUGGAUUCCUGUGCCCGUUCACGACAAGCAAAACCUACCUGCCUCCGCAUCAUCACAUAACGGCUCCUCGAAUGGCAGUACAUCUAAUAGCGCCACCGUGGAGAAAGAUGUAGGGUCUUUGUCAUGCAUGUCUUUAGGAUUCAUCCUCGCGAAUCGUAGCGAUGCUGUCAUCUGGCGCGGUCCCAAAAAGACGGCAAUGGUGCGCCAGUUUCUCACAGAUGUGCUCUGGCCGCCUCUCGACUUCCUCCUCGUAGAUACACCCCCAGGCACUUCCGACGAACACAUAUCUCUGCUUGAAACUCUUCUAAAGUCCACGUCCGGUCCUACCGCUCCACCCGGUCAACUUGCUGGUGCCGUCGUGGUUACCACACCGCAAGCCAUUUCCAUAUCCGAUGUCAAGAAGGAGUUGAAUUUCUGUAAAAAGACUGGCAUCAGAGUGCUUGGUGUUGUGGAGAACAUGGCAGGUUUCGUGUGUCCGAAUUGUAGCGAAUGCACCUAUGUGUUCAGCAAGGGCGGGGGGAAGGUCAUGGCGGACGACUUCGGCGUACCGUUCUUAGGCAGCGUGCCUAUCGACCCAGCGUUUGUGAUGUUGAUAGAAGAGGGCGUCCGACCAGUUUACCCGAAAGGUACCGUUGUGGGGGGGAAGGUCGCAAUCGAGAAGCAAAGCGAAGAAGGUUCAACGACUAGUGCAGAGAAGACGAGUGACGGGUUGCUGGUGGACAAAUACCGAGAUUGCAGCCUCGCGCCGUUAUUCGAUGGCAUCGUGGGAACGUUGGUGGAGGAUAUAAAGAGCAUGGUUUGA